AAGCAGGAUUGUUGUGACAGGAGCUAGCAGCAGCAGUGACGUUAGCGCAUGCAUUAGGGAGCUUAGUUAGCCAUUUGUCUACCAGGUCCAAACUGUCAUUUCAGCAACACGGAGAAUGUAACGAUUGUCACGUUUGUUCUUUUACAUCAAAAAAGACACGGUAAAAAUAAAAUCGUUUGUCUAGCGACGAACACAGACUGGAUGCAAAAGGACACGACUUAGCAAGCGCCAGUGGUCAGCCUGUGGGGAAACCAUUUUAUGAUUGUCAAUGCAUCCGACACAUAAGGAUACACUCGUCUCGCUAGCUUAACUUAGCUAGCUAAACCAUAUCGUAUGUGUCGUGGAUGGGUUCACUGAACAAGGUACUCCUGGAAGAAACGGUGACUGGUGCUUAACGAACAACAUGGAUACUGCCGAAGAAGCGGAUAUUUGUCGUGUGUGCCGCUCUGAGGGGACCCCAGACAAACCCCUGUACCACCCCUGUGUCUGCACUGGCAGUAUCAAGUUUAUCCACCAGGAAUGUUUGGUCCAGUGGCUGAAGCACAGCAGGAAGGAGUACUGUGAAUUAUGCAAGCACAGAUUUGCCUUCACGCCAAUCUACUCCCCAGAUAUGCCCUCACGUCUGCCCAUACAGGACAUAUGUGCCGGCCUGCUGACCAGUGUGGGCACAGCCAUCCGCUACUGGUUCCAUUACACACUGGUGGCCUUUGCAUGGCUCGGGGUGGUUCCUCUCACUGCAUGUCGCAUCUACAAGUGUCUGUUUACUGGCUCUGUGAGCUCACUUUUGACGCUGCCAUUGGACAUGCUCUCUACAGAGAACCUGCUUGCAGAUUGUCUUCAGGGUUGCUUCGUCGUCACCUGCACCCUGUGCGCGUUUAUCAGUCUUGUGUGGCUCAGAGAACAGAUAGUCCACGGUGGCGCUCCCCAGUGGUUAGAGCAGCACCAGCCGCCACCACCUAAUGCUGCUGGACAAGCCAAUGAGGCACAAGCUGCAGGUCAGGGAGCAGCUGAUGAGCCCCCUGCAGCCCAGCCAGCCCCUGCUGAUCCCCCAGCCCAGAACGAAGCAGAGCCUGAGCCACCCGAUGUCCCCCCAGACCAAGGUGAUGACCCGGAGCUGGAGGAAGAAGAGGGAGCAGCUGCUGAAGAUGCAGAUCCCAACAAUGGAGCACAAGAUGACAUGAAUUGGAAUGCUUUGGAGUGGGACAGAGCAGCAGAGGAACUCACCUGGGAAAGGAUGCUUGGCCUGGAUGGUUCACUGGUAUUUUUGGAGCAUGUGUUUUGGGUAGUUUCUCUUAACACACUCUUCAUCCUGGUCUUUGCAUUUUGUCCUUACCACAUUGGGCACUUCUCUGUUGUUGGCCUUGGCUUUGAAGAAUAUGUUCAAGCCUCCCAUUUCGAGGGCUUAAUCACAACAAUUGUGGGCUACAUACUGUUGGCCAUGACGCUCAUCCUCUGUCAUGGACUGGCCGCUCUGGUCAGGUUCCAGCGCUCCCGGCGUCUCCUGGGAGUCUGCUACAUUGUUGUCAAGGUCUCACUGCUGGUUGUUGUGGAGAUUGGUGUGUUUCCACUCAUCUGUGGCUGGUGGCUUGACAUCUGCUCUUUGGAGAUGUUUGAUGCCUCCCUGAAAGACAGAGAGUUGAGUUUUAAAUCAGCCCCAGGUACCACCAUGUUCCUGCACUGGCUUGUGGGAAUGGUUUACGUCUUCUACUUUGCUUCUUUCAUCCUCCUACUGAGAGAGGUGCUGAGGCCUGGAGUGCUGUGGUUUCUGAGAAACCUCAAUGACCCAGAUUUUAAUCCGGUGCAGGAGAUGAUUCACCUGCCCAUCUACAGACACCUGCGGCGGUUCAUCCUGUCUGUGGUGGUGUUCGGUUCUAUCGUGUUGCUCAUGUUGUGGCUGCCCAUCAGGCUGAUUAAACUACUGCUGCCCACUUUCCUCCCAUACAACGUCAUGCUCUACAGUGACGCCCCAGUCAGCGAGCUGUCUUUGGAGCUAUUAUUACUUCAGGUUGUGCUGCCUGCUCUACUGGAGCAGGGACACACUCGCCAGUGGCUUAAAGGCCUGGUCAGAGCCUGGACAGUCAGUGCUGGAUAUUUACUAGACCUCCACUCCUACCUCCUUGGGGAGCAAGAGGACAACGAUGCCAACCAGCCUGUAAACAACAACAAUAAUAAUAACCCUCCCCCUGGUCACCAUAACAACAAUAACAACCCUGCCCCAGCUGUUGGGGAGGGGUUACAUGCAGCCCACCAGGCCAUCCUGCAACAAGGGGGACCAGUGGGUUUCCAGCCCUACCACCGACCCCUUCGCUUCCCAUUCAGGAUUGUGUUGCUGAUUGCAUUCAUGUGCAUCACUCUGCUGGUGGCUAGUCUGGUGUGUCUAACCCUACCAGUGUUCACCGGACGUUGGCUGAUGUCCUUCUGGACAGGAAACUCCAAAAUCCAUGAGCUGUACACAGCAGCAUGUGGUCUGUAUGUCUGCUGGCUGUCUAUCCGUGGAGUCACUGUGCUGCUGGCCUGGAUGCCCCAGGGACGCACCGUCAUCUUACACAAAGUCCAGGAGUGGACACUCAUGAUCCUGAAGACCCUGGUUGUAGCUCUGCUGGUCGCUGGAGUCAUCCCGUUGCUACUGGGUCUGCUGUUUGAACUAGUUAUUGUGGCACCACUCAGGGUACCCCUGGACCAAACACCUCUCUUCUACCCCUGGCAGGACUGGGCUCUUGGAGUGCUCCAUGCCAAAAUCAUUGCUGCCAUCACUCUCAUGGGCCCUCAGUGGUGGCUGAAGACUGUUAUUGAGCAGGUUUAUGCAAAUGGAAUUCGCAACAUUGAUCUCCAAUUCAUCAUCCGUAAACUGGCAGCUCCAGUCAUCUCAGUCCUGCUGCUGUCCUUGUGCGUGCCGUAUGUGAUCGCUGCGGGGGUGGUGCCGGCUGUAGGAGUGACCCCAGAGAUGGAGAUUCUGAUGCAGAGGAGAAUCUACCCUUUCCUCUUGAUGGUGGUCUCGCUUAUCGGCAUCCUGUCCUUCCAGAUCCGACAGUUUAAACGCCUUUAUGAACACAUCAAGAACGACAAGUACCUGGUUGGCCAGAGGCUUGUCAACUACGAACGGAAAGCUGGAAGAGCGAGCUCAGUCCCCCCCCCCAACCCCGUUGCGGAAUAGAUUUUUGUGUCACACGUCGCCACAUUUUUGCACCUGUUGCGUACAAGCCCCCACACCCUUUUUUUUUUUUUUUUUUUUUUUUUUUUUGAUUUUCAACAACCAAAAUCCUUUUGAAUCUCCUGUGGAUCUUGGUGGAUUUGAUGGAUGUCGUUCAAUUUGCUCGAAUUCCCUUUCACGCCCAUCAAAGGUGGGAUGGGAAAAAUGUAUUAUAAUCAUGGGACAGCUGAGGAAAUCCCCUCUGACAAACGGAGUGAGCAGGAGGGUGAGGGGUAGAGGUUUGAUUUAAAGCUCAACAUCUCUAUUGUCAUUCAUGCCUUGCUUUGUAAAGUGCUGCCUGAUAAUUGUACAUGUGUAAAUACUUUGAACGCAGACUUUGUCUUACAAAAAAAAAAAAAAGCGAUACAGAUUAAUGCAAUGACCAUUGUACAUCUUAAAAGUGUAUGUAUAAUUUAUUAAAUCAAACUGACAAUUUA
Molecule: messenger RNA, 3627 nt
Organism: Lates calcarifer (barramundi perch)
Lineage: Eukaryota; Metazoa; Chordata; Actinopteri; Centropomidae
Gene: marchf6
Product: E3 ubiquitin-protein ligase MARCHF6
Exons: 25
Coding region: 404-3154 (916 amino acids)
Cellular component (GO): endoplasmic reticulum membrane
Molecular function (GO): zinc ion binding
Source: RefSeq, a predicted model, not a curated record